UUUUUUUGAGUUGUUGUGGUCUGCACUGCUAAGCUACUCUGCUCUGUUGACCUACUAUGCUCUCUGGCAGAAGCUCAGAAGAAUAGAACUUAAAUCGUCUAUACAAACAUACGGCGUAAUGGCGUAUAGUUUAAUGAAGAAGUAUUUUGGACCAAAUAGUCAAACACACCCAUAACUCCAUAAGGCAUAAGUCUCCCUCCACUUGGUAAGAAGAGAAAUUCAAAAAUGAAGCAUACGCUCAAACAUGUACUAUAUGUCUAUAUGCAAUUUUAGUACACACUAUAAUGGCCCCUCUUCUCGAAACCAACACUCCACAACAAACACCACCUAAAAACAACAUCGAUACCAACAACAAUCUCCACACUUUAAACACCUUUCAAUUCAAAUCCUAAUAAAGUAAUAAUGCUUCCCUUUCGUCUAAUUCUUUGGCCUCUUCUCCUUCUUCACUCCUCUGCAACUCCUUCUUCCUCUGCUACUGCAACACCUUGUUGCUUUCUCCUCUUUCCACCAUUUUCAAUCCCCAAAAACCUCCAUUUUCAGCCAUGAAAACACCCACAUUUUUCACCCUUUUUCUCCUCGUAAACCUCUCUUUUUCUCUCUCCUCUUCCCUCAACUCCGACGGUCUCUCCCUCCUCGCACUCAAAUCCGCCAUUACUUCCGACCCAACUCGCUCUCUCUCCUCCUGGUCCGAAUCCGACCCGGACCCAUGUAACUGGGUCGGAGUCCGCUGCAAUGGCGACCGAGUUACUGACGUCACUCUCUCUAACAAAUCGUUAACUGGGUAUCUCCCUUCUGAACUCGGCGCUAUUCUCUCUCUUCGUCGUCUUUCUCUCUCCUACAACAACUUCUCCAGUACUAUCCCACCUCGUCUCUUCAAUGCUACUUCUCUCACUUCCCUUGACCUCUCUCAUAACUCACUCUCCGGCCCGAUUCCGGCCCAAAUCGAGUCUCUUACGGGCCUCCGGUUCUUGGACCUUUCAUCGAAUUUCCUAAACGGGUCGCUUCCGAGUGGGCUCAGUGAGUUGACGUUACUCGAAGGGACGCUGAAUUUGUCGUAUAAUCAGUUUUCCGGCGAAGUUCCGGCGAGUUUUGGAAUGUUUCCGGUGAUGGUUAGCUUGGAUCUCCGGCAUAACAAUCUCACCGGAAAGAUUCCUCAGGUGGGGUCGUUGCUUAAUCAGGGGCCUACUGCAUUCGCCGGAAACCCUAAUUUAUGCGGGUUUCCGUUGAGUUCGCCGUGCCCUGAAGCGCAAAACCCUAAUGUGAUCGGAAACCCGGAAAAUCCGGAUGACCCGAAGAGCCCUAAUUUGGGUAAUGGGGAGAAUUCAGAAAGUGGGGGGAAGAAGACGAUUUCAAUUUCGUUGAUUUUAGGGGUUUUUGCGGUUUUGAUUGCUGGGGGUAUUUUGGUCUUUUUGUUCAUUGUGAGGAAGAAUUUGAGGGCGAAGGAGGGUAAAAUGGGGAAUUCUAGUGAGGAGAAGAUGGGGAAAGGGGAGAUGGUGAGUCACGUGAGGGUGGUUGUGGGGGAGUCGGAUGAUGAUGAAGGGAAAAAUGGUAAAUUCGUGGUGGUGGAUGAAGAGGGUUUUGGGUUGGAAUUAGAGGAUUUGUUGAGGGCAUCAGCUUAUGUAGUGGGGAAGAGUAGGAGUGGGAUAGUGUACAAAGUGGUGGUUGGCGGUGGUAAAGGAUCGGGUGUGGUGCCCCCUACGGUUGUUGCCGUCAGGAGGUUAAGCGAGGCCGAUGAUGUCACGUGGCGGCUUCGUGAUUUUGAGACCGAGGUGGAGGCAAUUAGUAGAGUCCAACAUCCAAAUAUAGUAAGGUUCAGGGCAUAUUAUUAUGCACAAGAUGAGAAGCUGUUGGUGUCUGAUUACAUUCGGAAUGGCAGCUUGUACACUGCAUUGCAUGGUGGAUCCUCCAAUGAUUUGUCACCUUUAUCAUGGGCUUCAAGACUGAAAAUCGCACAAGGCACUGCAAGGGGUUUGAUGCAUAUUCAUGAGUGCAGUCCGAGAAAAUACGUUCAUGGAAACAUUAAAUCAUCCAAAAUCCUACUUGACGAGGACCUUAAUCCGUACGUCUCUGGGUUUGGUAUCAAUCGUCUCCAAUGUGGGCGCUCAAAAUCAGCAAACCCUUCAUUAAAAAGGCCCAGUUUAAGCCAGUCUUUCUUAACAGGCUCCAAGGUCUUGGGUCCAUCUGUGGUUGCCUAUUCAGCCCCAGAGGUCCAAACUAAUGGUGGCAAGCUCACCCAAAAAUCUGAUGUUUACUCAUUUGGGAUUGUACUGAUGGAGAUAUUAACUGGUCAGCUACCAAGUGCAGGACCUGACAACGAUGAAAAGGGCUUAGAAAGCCUUGUGAGGAAGAUUUUUAGGGAAGAGAGACCUUUAUCAGAGAUCAUAGAUCCAGCUCUGCUGCAUGAAGUUCAUGCCAAGAAGCAGGUAUUGGCCACAUUUCAUAUGGCUCUAAACUGCACAGAGCUGGACCCUGAGCUGAGGCCGAGGAUGAGAACUGUUUCUGAGAGCCUUGAUCGUCUCAAGUUUCAAUGAGAAGUAAGAUGUUAAAUAGUGUAAAUGAUUGUUAGAAGCAUUAGGUUAACUCAAUUGAUGUAGAGUAUCUUUGCCUAUCUUCACUUCUUAGUAGUGAUAUUUUGUAGUAAGAUGCCUUGUGUUGGUGUCAAAACUGGGAAGCGGGAAGAGUGUAGAAUUUAGAAAGAAUGAUAUCGUUACAUAUGCUGCCUGAAUUUUUUUUUUGCUUUGCUCGGAGGUUCAGGGGGUGCAUGGGAAUUGGGAACCAACAGAAGUGACUUGACUAUUUAGUGUGACCUAUCUAGUUGAUUGAAUGACAUUUGGUGCUAACACGACUAAUGUUUGAAUCGAUAUUUAAACUUUAUUGGCUUCAAUUUCAGUAGAAUAUGGUCUAGUGAUUGUACAAACAAUAGCUAAUUGUGUUCUAGUUUUUCUAAUUUUAUUUGGGAAAUUCUCUUUGGUAACCACAAACUUUUAUCUUUUCUCAGUGAUAAAGUCAGAAACUUUUAAUUAUCAAUGGUAAUCACGAAUUAAUAUUAUUAAGCAAAUGGUAACUUAAGUUAAAUAUUUAUUAAUUCUUUAACCAUGGUUUAGCUACAAGAUUGCAAAAAGACACAACUAUCCCCAAAAACAACCACAUCUCCCUUCCCCUGAUUUUCUUCCUUUCUUCUUCCAACAUCAAUCAACAGAAGACCGACC
This is a messenger RNA of Chenopodium quinoa (quinoa), 3209 nucleotides long. Its product is annotated as receptor protein kinase-like protein ZAR1. The record is from RefSeq and is a predicted model, not a curated record. Gene Ontology annotation, biological process: protein phosphorylation. NCBI's taxonomy places the organism in Eukaryota, Viridiplantae, Streptophyta, Magnoliopsida, Caryophyllales, Amaranthaceae. Bases 543 to 2531 code for a protein of 662 amino acids. Gene Ontology annotation, molecular function: protein binding; protein kinase activity; ATP binding. The transcript is spliced from 2 exons.